Messenger RNA from Phragmites australis (common reed), 656 nucleotides. RefSeq lists its product as uncharacterized. Bases 184 to 558 code for a protein of 124 amino acids. The transcript is spliced from 5 exons. Lineage: Eukaryota; Viridiplantae; Streptophyta; Magnoliopsida; Poales; Poaceae. The record is from RefSeq and is a predicted model, not a curated record. Gene Ontology annotation, molecular function: cysteine-type deubiquitinase activity.
CCUGAUGAGAGGUACGGCAGCUGGCGCCGGCGCGCGGGGGCGUGACCUGGGGCGUGCGGCGGCGGCCGAUGAUGAACAGAUGCUGAUUGCAUCUUGUUCUCUUGGAAACAAGCGACAGCAAUCUGACUGAGAGCAUAUCCGAUCCAGUAGACGGGGAAAACAAAUCGUGUUCGCUUUUAAUUGAUGAGGAAGCCAAUUUGGUGCAAGAUGCAAUGCAAAUGGAACAAUCAAUGGAUGACUCUAAUGUGCCAGAUGGGGAAGCAAAGCAGCAGCCAAAACCCCUUUUGCACAGAGCAGCCCAAUUCAAAUGAUGAAAAGGAUUUAAGGGGUGUCAAAGCUGAUCAGCAAUUGCUGCCCCUUAAUUGCAAGCAGUGCAACUCCAAUGGAGCUGGUCUAAGCAAUAUGGGCAACACAUGCUUCCUAAAUGCAACUCUUCAGUACAUCACUCGUAGGGUCCCACUAUCUCUUAAUAUUUCCUCAACUGAUCAUUCCACUCCACGCUUAUCAGCUUAUGUAUGGGUAAUUUCUGAUAAUUAUUUUUUAUUGCUUGAAAAAUGAUUUUCAGAUGUUCUUCUCCAUAUUAGUUUGCAUGAUUAGGAUUGUUGGUUACCUGCAGAUGACAAAGAUGGGUUCUGUUCUUUUUGUGCCCUCAAAGA